Molecule: messenger RNA, 1419 nt
Organism: Papaver somniferum (opium poppy)
Lineage: Eukaryota; Viridiplantae; Streptophyta; Magnoliopsida; Ranunculales; Papaveraceae
Product: G-type lectin S-receptor-like serine/threonine-protein kinase At1g11300
Exons: 6
Coding region: 1-1419 (472 amino acids)
Biological process (GO): protein phosphorylation
Molecular function (GO): protein kinase activity; ATP binding
Source: RefSeq, a predicted model, not a curated record
AUGAAAUCCAAGUCAACCUACAACGACACUCCGGAUAACUCGUUUAAGGAUGGUAAAACAGAAGGAGAAACACAAGAAUUGCAAGUAUUUAACUUCGCUUGUUUAUCCAAUGCUACAAACAACUUCAGCUUAAAAAAUAAAUUGGGAGAAGGAGGGUUUGGGCCAGUUUAUAAGGGUCAACUGCAAAACGAGCAGGAAAUAGCAGUGAAACGACUGUCUAAAAGCUCUGGACAGGGGAUUGAAGAGUUCAAGAACGAAGUUGUACUGAUUUCCAAACUUCAGCACCGUAACCUUGUGAGAUUGUUGGGUUGCGGCAUUCAAGGAAAAGAAUACAUGUUAAUUUAUGAAUUCAUGCCCAAGGGUAGCCUGGAUGCAUUUUUAUUUGACCCAAGUAAGAAUGCACAACUGGAUUGGGAUAAGCGCUUCAAUAUUGUUGGAGGGAUUGCUCGGGGACUUCUUUACCUUCACCGUGAUUCUCGUUUAAGAGUUAUUCGUAGAGAUCUCAAUGUCAGUAACAUUUUAUUGGAUGAAAACCUGACGCCUAAAAUUUCAGACUUCGGAAUGGCAAGGAUAUUUGGUGGUGACCAAAUUAUUGCUGAAACUAACCGGGUUGUUGGUACAUUUGGUUACAUGUCCCCAGAGUAUAUAAUGGGAGGCAAAUUUUCGGAAAAGUCAGAUGUCUUUAGUUUCGGGGUAUUGAUACUAGAAAUUGUCAGCAGUAAGAGAAAUAACAGCUUUUACAAUCCUGAACAACCUUCAAACCUUCUGCUUCAUACUUGGAAACUUUGGAAAGAAGGAAAAUGGUCAGAGGUUGUGGACGAGACUUUGGGUGAUUUAUAUUCUCCAUCAGAAGUGAUAAAAUGUAUACAAAUAGGUUUGCUAUGUGUUCAAAAUAGAGCAAUAGACAGGCCAACAAUGGGUGAAGUAGAUAUCAUGCUUACCAGCGAAACUAAUCGUCCAUCUCCGAAAGAACCUCCGUAUACUUCAUCAGAUAAGGCAGAUUCGGGGCCAACUCGCUGCUCAAACAAAAAAAACCAACUCCUUAUUUACAAGAGAACUGAAACGCUCCAUCUAAAGAAGCUUGAAGUACUGAUUCGUAAAGCGAGGACUGUCGAAAAUUUCAAAAUUGUUUUGCCUGCUCAAGAAGAUUCAUCGUCUUCUAAUGGUACUGUCGUUGUUUCGGCUACUUCAGGUAACAAAAAAGAGACAGAAGCUCCUGUUCCAGAAGAUAAAGAUAACCAUGUUACUUCGUCGUCCAAAGGUGCUGGAGAUAUUUUGUUAUCAUCUCUGGGUGUUAAAGAUGUUUUGACUACAUCUCUUCCUGACAAAGAAGAAAAAAAUCAGAUAGAAAAAGUUUCACUUGUUUCUCAGGAGGUUCAUGAUAACCCAAUUACAAGAUCUCAGUUUAAUGACUUUUAA